AUGGCGGUCUCCGCUUACCAGGCACUCGACGGCAUAAACGAAAAGCAGGUCACUGACCUGAAGGAAAUCUUCGACCUUUUCUUACAUAUCCAGGAUACAGAUAAAGACGGACAAAUCACGGCGGCGGAACUUGGCGAAGUUAUGAGAGCUCUCGGCCAAAACCCUACCGACUCUGAGCUACAAACCAUUAUCGACGAAGCCGAUUUAGACAACAAUGGCGCGCUAGAAUUCUCCGAUUUCGUCCGUUUAAUGUCAGACAAGAUCAAGCCAACCAACCCUGAGGAUGAGCUUUGGGAUGUUUUCGUGAUGCUGGAUCGCAACGGCGACGGACGGGUCUCGAAGGAAGAAUUGCGCGAAGCCAUGGCAGUACUCGCCAAGGGAGUUAGCGAGGCAGAUUUGAAUGAGAUGCUUCAGGCCGCGGAUGAGGAUGACGACGGGCAUAUCAGCUAUGAGGAGUUCGUCAAGGUCAUGAAGACAACAUGA
Messenger RNA from Clonostachys solani, 483 nucleotides. The record is from the annotation of a GenBank genome assembly. Lineage: Eukaryota; Fungi; Ascomycota; Sordariomycetes; Hypocreales; Bionectriaceae.